AUGAAUGCAGAGCCCCGGUCCCGGCGGACUGGAUCUGGAAGGCUUCCUGGAGAGCAGACUCGAGCCAGAGCCAUGCACCGAAUUGGCCUCAGCCAGGGCCAAGGCUCAACACCCGUGCCUUCCAUGCCUUCCGUACCUUCCGGGCCUCCCGGCCCUGUGAAGCUACCGAGUUCACUGGAGGGUCUGGAGAGGCGGAAGCGGAAGGAUCUGAAGGUGGAAGGCGUCUUGCCCAAAGGAGCGAGACCUGCCCCAAUCGGAAAGGUUCCCAUGCGUAAGCUGGGGGCUUCAGAUGCCACGUCCAGAGCCAAUGGCAAGGAGUCCCCACCUCGGUCGGGCUCUUCUCGCACCAGUCCGCGGACUCCACGAGGCUCAGAGCGCGGCUGUACAGAUCGAGCGGACAAGGAGCUUGACGUGCGCAAGCGGGCCUUAAUGCUUUUGGCUAGCUCUAAGUCCGCAGCUGUCAAGGAAAGGACAGAAAGCUUCAUGCAGAAGCACCAGAUUGUCUUAACAGCGUCAGUGCCAGAUCAGGCUGAGAAACCUGCAGUUGGGAGGCAGGCGCUGUGCGACGUCCAGGCUCAGGAGCCUUCGACAGCUCCGGAGCAGGACAAGCCCUCCCAUCCCUCCCCCUCCUCGCCAUCGAGAACACACGCUGAGCCAGCAGAGAGAGAUGAUGGAUCUGGGUUUGCACCGGAUAACCUGUCGCUUGCAUGGCUGCGGAGCGCAUUCCAGUGGUGUAUCCACUGCCUUCUGGGAUGUGUUCUUCUGUCUCUACGGUGCUGCCUUGGCAGCAUGAACUGCCUGAAGCCACUACUGGUCGAGGAAGCUCCGCGGAGGCGGUACCAAGAAAAGCCCACAGCCAGGAGGCGGCCGGAGGCAGUAAGGCCUCGCCGAACUGUUGCCAAGGGCCCAACGAAGGACAGUCUGAGCGAGCAGCUCGACACCCUUGAGGCGCUCCUGAGCCGUGAAGCGGCCUCACUGGUCACUCUGAAGGCGGAGAAGGCCUGA
Messenger RNA from Symbiodinium pilosum, 1005 nucleotides. NCBI's taxonomy places the organism in Eukaryota, Dinophyceae, Suessiales, Symbiodiniaceae. The record is from the annotation of a GenBank genome assembly.